CUGACCCGGCCGCUCUCCCCUCGCUCGCUCCAGCCCGGGCGCGCAGGGCCCGGCCGCCGCCAUGUCGGGCCCGUUCGAGCUCUCGGUACAGGAUCUCAACGACUUGCUCUCGGACGGCAGCGGCUGCUACAGCCUCCCGAGCCAGCCGUGCAACGAGGUCACCCCGAGGAUCUACGUGGGCAACGCGUCUGUGGCUCAAGACAUCCCCAAGCUGCAGAAACUGGGCAUCACUCAUGUCCUGAACGCUGCUGAAGGCAGGUCCUUCAUGCAUGUCAACACCAAUGCCAACUUCUACAAGGACUCUGGCAUCAUCUACCUGGGCAUCAAGGCCAAUGACACACAGGAGUUCAACCUAAGUGCUUAUUUUGAAAGGGCUGCAGACUUCAUUGACCAGGGCUUGGCUCAAAAGAAUGGCCGGGUGCUUGUCCACUGCCGUGAGGGUUACAGCCGCUCCCCAACACUAGUCAUUGCGUACCUCAUGAUGCGUCAGAAGAUGGACGUCAAGUCUGCCUUGAGCAUCGUGAGGCAGAAUCGUGAGAUCGGCCCCAACGAUGGUUUCCUGGCCCAACUUUGCCAGCUUAAUGACAGACUAGUCAAGGAGGGGAAGUUGAAACUCUAGGACACCCCCACAGCCUCUUCUCUAGAGGUCUGAUGGGAAGGCCCUGCUUGAGGGUGUCCCAAGCCGCCAUGUUUAGGAAACAGUUGUACCCUUCCCCCAGAGUCACAAGGCACUUGCCUACAUGUCUGUCCCAACAUGGCCCUGGGCCACUUCCCCCUAUCCCCAGGGGGCCUAUAAAGAAGCUUGCCAAGGAGGGCAUUCUUGCUUCCUGAUUGUCCUGUUCCUGUAAUUUAUGUCCUCUUCUUCAGGUGGGCACUUGGGAGGGGAAGGCCUGUGGCAUGCAUGCUUCUCCAUGACCCAGGGCAGGAGGUCUCUGGGAAUGUGAGGCCUGAGCCACUCACAGGGGCUCCUCAUGACCUCCUUCCCACAGCCUAGAUUCUCUCCUAAGUGGAGACCUCAGCACCUUGAGCCCAGUAAAGGCACUAUGCAAGUGUGGCCCCCUCUGUCCCCACCACGUCUGUCACCUGGUUUCAUCACAGCCUUCCACACCCUGCUCAUGCACAGAGGCGCAUCAUGGGGUCUGAAGCUGGGCUGGGGGUAUCGUCAGUUAGUGGAUGGAAAUUCCCGUGAAGAGGCUGCUUUUUAAUUAUUUCCUUAGGAUUCAAGAUAUGCCACACAAGGAGCCUGCUUGGGUGGGCAAGCGCGUUCUCUUGGAGGACUCCCCUAAAUGCAUAGAAUUUUUUUAAAUGUGCCUCUUUGGAAGGCCAGAGUUCUGAAUGCACUGCUUUGGAAUAUUUCCUUGGACUACUCUGUGACUUCGCUUGUUAGGAGAGCUAUGCCUCGGGGCACGGUUUUAUUUUUCUUUUUUAGAAAACAGGGUGUUGAGAUCCAGCCUAUUUAAAAACCCCACCAUUUGGAGAAUUACAAGGGUUUUGUCUUGAAUUAUAGUGUUGGCAAGCCCAAGCCACUCGUGCUAACUGCUUUUUUGUCCCAGUUGCUAUUCCAAGAACCAGAGGAGGAAGUGAGCCAAUUACAGCGAGUGUGCGGGGUGAGCGCGUGGGGGCGUGCCUCUCAGACCCGCAGCCAGAGGACAACAGGGAAAGAAGAGUUCCACUUACAGGUGGCUCAGACCUCUCUGGUGCCCUUGCAGGAGCCCUGGAGUGAUGCAGCGAGAGAGAAUGAGCCAUGGUGGAGCAUCCACCUGGGUCCUUCGCUGGUGGCAGAGCAAACAUGAAAAGGACUUUUUAAAGAUGUUGUCAGAGUGCACACUAGCACAGUGUGCGCACAUUUGCCACAAGAUGGGAGUGUGUGUUGAACUGUCUUGCUGGGACUUUACAUUCUUGUUAUUAUGGAAAGUAAUGCAAUGCUGUGUCUUCAGGGUCACUCAGGGCAGAGAGGUGGUCCUCAGCACUGCUCCCAGCGCCUACUCAGAGAAGUCUCAUCCAAAUUUCUGGAAUUAAACUCUGGUUUUGAGUGUCAGAUAUAUUUAGGGUGUUGUUCUAGUGGGUGUACCCAGCUCCCCGAAGUCUAUUAUAAAUUUAUGUGGGAUCACUUGCAAGGAUUUGCACAGGAGUCUUGCUUAAAGUGAAAGAAGUGUCAGGGACUUUUGUUGAAUAUUUAAAAUUCAGCUUUAAAUUUAAAUUCUAGCAGUGUUCAUGUCAAGGUGGGGAAUGUGCCUUUUUCAGUGACUAGGAGCUUCCAGCAGAGAUGAGAAGCAGGUGGCCUAAAAGCCUCACUCCCAGGGGUGCAGAUCUCUGAUCACAGCAGGAACAGUGCUGCGCAGCCAGGACUGUCCCCAUCCUCUUUUUUUCUAUAAACACAAUCGCCCUGAACAACGGGGAUCUGUUGUCCUUACCAGAUAUUGGGCUGUCGAGAGAGACCCACCUAAAUGGAGUGGUCAUCCCCUGAGCUGUGGACCUCACAUCACAGUUCUCACUUAAUCUAACUUGAUCCUCAUGGAAACCCUAUAAAGUUGACAGAGCUUAAUCUAAUCAUACAUUGUUACCAUUUUUUUUUAAAGGAACCUGUGUUCAAAAUGAUUAAGGGCAUAACCCCUAGUGUCCUUAAGGAGAACGGAGGCAAGAUUUUAGGUUUGCUGUUCCAGGAAGCUGGAUUUGUUCUUUCCUGUGAUACAGCUCAAGAAGGGAACUCCCCAGGAGUGUCCAGGUUCACAGCUCACACCCUUGACCCAGCCCUGGAGAAGGAAGUGGAAAGUAUAGGUCCCCAAUGGGGUUAGAAUGUGCAGUUAUUCUUCCAGGUGAUUUGUAGCAGCCCUAGGCUUUCUGGGUUCUGCUUCUGGAAGAGGCUCAGGAAUAGGCUGUGAUUACCCCAAAAGACAGUCAAUUCUUAGGCAAAAGCUGCAGGUUGGCCUGGCUAAUCAACUAGCACCCCUUGCGGGCUGGCCUCUCUGGAGGUAUGAGGUGGGGAAGGCUAUUGGGAGAAUUACUGCCUUUCCUUUGGGGCUACUUUGCUGAGAACUUGGGAUUUUUUUUUUCAUUGUCUCUAGGCCUAGAAACCCCAUAUUUACUUUAAGAGAUUUAGCUCCUAGUUCUUUAAGUAAAAUACAAGUCUGUUGUGUAAGAGCCAUCACAUGCCCAGCCGUGGGUGGGAGCUGUUCUUGGAGAGCUUUUACCCCUGGGAGGUGAUGGAAUGGAACUCAGGGUGUCCCUCCCCCUCCCCAGACCUGAUCCCUUUCUUUGACUAACAGAGCCCCAUCCAGGCAAGAUUAGAGGGCCAAAUUGAAGCAGUCUACCUUUCCAUAGGCUGAUCUGUUUCCCUGCCACUCUGAGUUACCUUGAGAGAAUAUACUACCACCUAUCAAAUGAGGGGACUUCUCUAGAAGACCAUGUGGUCUCUUUUGGCUCCCACAUUGUAGGGGCCUCUAAGCAAGAAUUGCCAUUUGAAAUUUAGCACCUCCAGGAAAUUAGAGGGAAUGCAUAAUACUACAAUGGCCAGCAGGUGGCGCUGUGUUCUACCCAUUGUGAUGCAUGGUUCUGAAAGGGAAUGUUGUGCCUUUUAUGUCACAAGUUCAUAGUAAGAUGUUAACAAUGUUAAGAUGCUAAUGUUUUAACCAAAAUAAGCACUGAUCUUAAAUAUUAAGAGAUGAGCAUUUCCCGUGGGAAAUUUUAUUUGUCAUAAAACUAGUGUCAGGAAUCACUAAAGAGCCAACAAAGAUGGUCCUUCUGUGUCAAGAUUCUGUCCUGACUGGAAAUAGAAGCCAUCUUAGGGUGAGAGCGAAGACUGGUUGGAAGCUUAACUUUUGUUCCAUUUACCUCCUGCCAGCUUUUAGGAUAAUUUGAUUAUAAAGGAGUGGUCUCCUGGAAGGGGAAGGGGAGGUAUCAAACUGGUUUAAAAAAAAAAAAAAAAAAGUCAGGCUGGGGGUGUAGCUCAGUGGUAGAGCGCUUGCCUAGCAUACGUGAGGCCGUGGGUUCAACCCCCAGCAUCUCUGUCUCACACACACAAAAAACGCAAGUUUAAUGUCCGUUGUAUCACCAAUCAGUGUUAAAACACUAAAAUUGUAACCAAAAUAAAUGUCUUACCUUACAAAGAAA
Marmota monax (woodchuck) is the source of this 4110-nucleotide messenger RNA. RefSeq names its product dual specificity phosphatase 3 (gene Dusp3). Gene Ontology annotation, molecular function: MAP kinase phosphatase activity; protein tyrosine/serine/threonine phosphatase activity. The transcript has 3 exons. Bases 62 to 619 code for a protein of 185 amino acids. The record is from RefSeq and is a predicted model, not a curated record. Lineage: Eukaryota; Metazoa; Chordata; Mammalia; Rodentia; Sciuridae. Gene Ontology annotation, biological process: protein dephosphorylation; negative regulation of MAPK cascade. Gene Ontology annotation, cellular component: cytoplasm.